GCUUGUGUAAUUGUUGUGUGGUACUUGCCACUUACUUACUUAUGGCUAUUGUUAUUUUGUGUAAUAUGUUACCACUCGGCAGUUCGGCACUCUAUAUAAUAUAAAUAAAUAGUUUCCUAUUCUGGCUAGUGGCUAGUUGGUUGCCGAGGAGUUGUCGCUUGUGGCUAGUGGCUGGUGUGACAUGUCUGACGUCUGACCAAUAUAACAUUUAUUAUAAAAUAUUAUUCUAUGCCUAUGACGGUUGACGAUGCUAUUGUUUUGUUCGUCUAGAAGCCUUGUUAGAUAGUUAACAUUUCAUAUUUAUCUUCCACGAUGGAGCUAAGUCAUAGUUUGCUGUUAAAUGAAGAAGCGUUAAGACAAUUGCCAGAAACAAAGCGUCCAGUUUUCAUCUUUGAAUGGCUACGUUUUUUGGAUAAAGUAUUAUUGACUUCCAAGAAAGCUGAUAUCAAAGAAUGUCAAAAAAAAAUGGUCGAUCAAUUAACAAGCUUAAUUCAAAAAAAUCCAGGUCCGCCGACUAGAAUGUUAAUUGCAAAAUGCCUGUCCACUUUGUUCAAUGUUGGCGAUACAUUUCUUCUUUUUGAUACAGUUAACAAAUGUAAUGAUUUGUUACGUGUUAAAGAUGACUCUUUAACAUACCUUUCUACAAAGUUAGCUGCAGUUACUUGUAUGGGAUUUAUGUACAAAAAUUUGGGACGAAUGAUGGGACGAUCUUAUGAAGAAACUGUGACUAUUUUAAUAAAAUGUCUUAAGAAUGCAGAAUCUCAAAUCAGAGUAGAGAUAAUUAUAACAUUAGAAAAGAUUUGCUGUGGAAUGGGAAAUGUUAUGGGUCAUAUGCAUAAAGAUAUUUACAAGGCUAUUAAACAUUCUCUAACCGAUCGAGUAAUGGCUGUUCGAACUGCUACUGCCAAAUGUUUAUUUGAAAUGAUAAAACAUUCCAGUUUUUUAUACACUUCAGAUUUAGAAAAUGUAGCUACAUUAUGUUUCCGAGCAUUUGAAAAUGCAAACUAUGAAGUAAGAUGUUCUGUAGCAAAAUUUUUAGGCUUUCUAAUUGCUUCUACACAAAUCCAAAACAAAGAACCUCAUUCAGUUCAAAUGUCAAAGUCAACAAAAUGUAUUACAUUAGAAGAUUCAUUAACCAUAUUAAUGAAUGGUUUUUUAAGAGGUGGAACUGGAUUUCUUAAAGGAACAGGAGAAAUUAUAAAAGGAACUACAGGUAGUCAUCGAGAAGUUAGAGUUGGUGUUACUUAUACUUAUGUGGAAUUUGUUCAUUCAUUGGAUGUUACUUGGUUGGAAAAAAAUUUAAAUACUUUCAUGCGACAUAUUUUAGAUUUAGUUUCAAAUCCAAAAUCAGCAUCUUCUCGUAUUGAUGCCAUUUAUUCUAGAAAGUGUAUUAGCUUUAUAUUACGUAGUGUUCUUGGACAAAUGUUAAGUGAAAAGGCACAAUCUUCUGCGUGUAAAGAAUUGGCCCUAAUUGUAAAGAAACAAAUGAGUUCAAUUGAUUUUAGUCCAGAAAACGCUAAAGAUUUUAACCAAGAGACCAUAUUUGGUCAAAACUUUUUAGUUUGUGCAUUGCAAGAAAUGGGCUGUUUACUGCUUAACAUGGGCACAAUGGCAAACAAUCUUAUAUCGGAUAAUACAUGCAAUGUUAUUGAGACAGCUUUAUCUGUUAUGGUACAUCCUAGUCCGGCAGUUCGAUUAUCAGCUGCAUGGUGUAUACGGUGUGUUUGUAUUGCCCUACCAAGCCAAUGCACUCCUUUAAUUGAUCGAUGUAUUGAGAAUAUUGAAAGUACAGGAGCUUCACCAGAAAUAAUUCUUGGUUAUAGUUCUGUACUUAUUGGUAUACUUGGAAGUGUUAAAGUCUCACCUUUGGGUAUCCCUCAUAUGCGAGGAAAAAUAAUCUUUAAUACUGCUGAAGAUUUACUGAGAACUGCUAGUCAAAAUAGUAGGCUAUCACAUAGUAGAACUAAAGCUGGAUGGUUGUUAAUUGGUGGCGUGAUGACAUUAGGAGUUAGCGUUGUUCGAGGACUUUUACCACGCAUGCUUCUCUUAUGGAGAAAUUCUUUUCCACGAUCAUCUAAAGAACUUGAAUCUGAAAAAGCUAGAGGAGAUCUAUUUACUUGGAAGUUGAUUUUGGAAGGCCGAGCUGGAGCUCUUGCAUCUAUUUACAGUUUCUUAUUCAACUGUAAUGAGCUAGUCACUGAAGAGAAAAUUAAAAGAUUAUUAGUUCCAAUUGAAUCUGCUCUUGCAAUGCUAAUUAAUAUGAAUUCAGUUGUUAAAAGCUAUGGUCAACACUUAAAAGCUCCAAUAGAAUUAGUCAGAUUGCGAUUAUAUGAAACUUUAUCGCUGAUUCCUGCACAAGAUUUUGAAGCUUCAUUUACACAUAUUUUAAGACUGUUAGUCUCAGAAUUUACAUUGGCAGAAAAUCCUGCUAAUACUGUAACAUCAAAAUUGAGAUAUGUUUGUAAAAACGAGGAAGGAAUAUUAUUGGGAAUAUGUCCUGUUCAACAUUCACAUCAUCAGACAAUUGAAGAUCAGGUGGAUUGUUCAAGAAAAGUUGAAUAUGAUUAUCUGAUACAAAAUAAUGCCAUAGGAUCAGGUGCUUUAGACAAUGAUCCUAGAUAUCUUUAUCUCUCAGUAUCUAAAGAUGAUAACAUACCAAGUCCUUUACCACUGGAGGUAUCUGUAAUUGAUGCAUCUGUUACUCUAUUUGGCUUAAUAUUUCCUCGUGUGACCAACAAACACAGAAUUCAGAUGAUAGAUCAUUUCACUGAUCAAAUAAAAUACUCAAAGUCAUGCCGGUGUGAUGCUAUUUCAACCAACAUUUUUGCUUCACUAUUAGCUGGUCUUAAAGCACUUUCAGACACCAAAUCAACAAUUGGUCAUGAAGAAAUUAAGACAACUACUGCUACUCUGAUUACAAAUGCAUUAACAAAUGGUAAUACCAUUCUACGAGUGGCUGCUGCUGAGAGUGUUGGACGAAUGGCUCAAGCAGUUUCAGAUUCAAGAUUCACUGCAAUGCUUGCUCAAACUAGUUUUGAUCGUCUCCGUUGUGCUAGAGAUGUCCCUAGUCGAACUGGACAUUCUUUAGCUCUUGGAUACUUACAUAGACAUGUUGGUGGUAUGGGAUCAUCACACCAUUUGAAUACUAGUGUUAGCAUUUUGCUUGCAUUAGCUCAAGAUACCACAUCUCCAAUCGUUCAAGUUUGGUCUCUACAUGCAUUAUCUCUUAUAGCAAAUUCAGGGGGGCCAAUGUUUAGAGGUUAUAUAGAACCUUCAUUAUCGUUGGCCUUAAAACUUCUGUUGAUAGUUCCUCAUUAUCAUGCUGAUGUUCAUCAGUGUAUAGGAAAAUUGAUCUCGUCUUUAAUCACUACCAUUGGACCAGAAUUACAAGGUAAUUCAGCAUCAAUUACAACUGCCCGCUCAUCUUUUUUGUGUGCAUGCGCUAUUAUGCAAGAUCAUGAAGAUCCAUUAGUUCAAGCAGAAUCUACAGUAUGUCUACAAGAGUUACAUAUGUUCACACCAAAACAUGUCAAUUUGACUGCCUUAGUUUGGACUUUAUGUCAAAAUUUAUCAAAUAGUCAUUUACUUCUAAGAAAAGCAGCAGUUUCAUGUUUAAGACAGCUAUCACAGAGGGAGGCAAAAGAAGUAUGCGAAAUUGCAGAAUCAUUUGUUAAAUCUCCUGAAAAUAUCAACAAAGAUGGAUUUUUAUUGACAGAAUCUGGAUUACCAGGAGUAUUAUUUAAUAUGUUAGACACAGAAAUGGACAAACAACUAAUAAAAGAUAUUCACGAUACUCUCAUAAGUAUGCUUCAAAUGUUAGCUGUUGACAAUCUUACAAAAUGGAUUAAUUUGUGUAAAUCAGUCUUAACGGUUUCUUCAGAAUUACAUAAUAAGGAAAUAGAUAAAAAUGAUGGGCCUGUAAUGAAUGAUGACGAUGAAACUGGAGAUGACCAUGAUGAAUUCCAAAAGGAUUCUAAAAAUGAAUAUUUAUUAAAAAGAAAACGACAACCUAGAUGGCCAACUAGGGUUUUCGCUGUUCAGUGUAUUUGUCGAAUAAUAUCUACAUGUCAUAAAGAAUGUGACUCUUCUCCACAUUUUAAUUUGUCAUUAGCCAAAGAAUUAUCGUUUACUAAUAAUAAAGGAGACUAUCUGAUUCUUCAUUUGUCUGAUUUAAUAAGAAUGGCGUUCAUGGCAGCAACUAGUGACAGCGAUCAGUUACGUUUAGAAGGAUUUGAAACUCUUAAUGAGAUUAUUGAAAAAUUUGCUCAAGUACCUGAACCUGAAUUUCCUGGUCAUUUAUUGUUGGAACAAUUUCAAGCUCAAGUGAGUGCUGCAUUAAGACCAGCGUUUUCUGAAGACACUCCCAGUCAUGUUACAGCUGCUGCAUGUCGAGUAUGUGGGACAUGGAUAGGAAGUGGAGUUGCACGUGAUUUAAAUGAUUUAAGACGAGUUUAUCAUUUAUUAGUCACAUCUCUUAAAAAACUCAAACCGGGUUUCAAUAUAAAUUUCAAUAGUUUAUAUAAUGAAAGUGUUGCAACAUUUGAAUGUUUAGCUAUACUUAAAGCUUGGGCCCAGAUUUAUAUUAUUGCCAUGAUAAAUAAUGGUGUUGCCCCUGAUAAUUUCAAUAAAAAUUCUAACUUAAAUGUUAGUGAAACUAAUGACGAUUUUGGAAAUUAUGAAGGACAAAAUGAUAGUCUGUUGACUUUAAUUCAUCCAGAAUUAGAUAUGUUAUCUAAAAAUUGGCAAGCUGCUCUUAAGGAUCAUGCUCUUCUAUUGCUACCUUGUGAGUUUAACAGUCAACUUCCACAUGAAGGUGGUGCUUUUUAUACAUCAAGUACGAUUGAUAAUAGUAGAAGUCAUUAUAAAAAUGCUUGGCCUCCUAUUUUAUAUGCUUUAUCACUAUGGUUGAAUUCUGAAGAUUUUAAACAUGAAAAUACUAGUAUAGCUAAAGAGUUGCAAGACAAAUUUUACCUAAUAUUCGGAAUUUGUACUGAAGCAAUAUGUAAUCAACGGACUUUGGAAAAUGUAGACAAUUUUAUAACUUGUCUUAAAUCGUUAUAUACAAUAUUAGAUUCACCGUUGGCCAGACGAAUGAUGAUGAAAAAUUGUAUUUUAGCAGUGGAAACAUUAAAUAUUAUGCACAAAUUACUUUUAACAAAUGAUAGUAUAGAAGUACAGCAAACUAUUAUGAAUAUUGUAAAACAAAUAGUAAAAGCUGCUCAAGAGGAUUUAAAAAUAAAAAAUUCAAAUACGGCUAAUGAAAAAAGUCUUGGAUCCUCAACUGCUGCUGAUGUAGCUUGCUUAGGGGAUGGUGGACAGGAUGGGGUUCUGGAGCAUGAUAAAAGUAUUGUGUUUGCCACAUUAGAGGUUUGCAUGUGUUUGAUUGUUCGACAAAUACCAGAUAUGAAUCCAACACCUUUAGUAUCUUCAACCAGAAAAUUACAUUCAAAUUGUUUAAACCAUAAUGUUAUUGCUACAACAUUAAAUAUUAUGGCCCAACUUCCAAAUCUUUGCUCUCCGAGUGGAGGUGUUCAGAUACUUCCAACAAUUGCAUAUUUAAUAACCAAUGUACUAAAAGAAUUGGGAGAAACUAAUAGUUCGAGUGAAACGUCCAAAAAUAAAAUUUCUAUUCUAGCAGCCCUGGACGCUUUUCAUGUACUCUGUAAACAUUCUUUUGGAUAUCACAAAGUAUCUGAAAGUAAAUGGAGGUCACUCUUACAAAGUACAAUUGCUAAACUAAUUGAUAUUUCUAAAACUGGAGAUGAAGGCAAAAAAUUAAAUGAAAUAACGAUGCUAUCUGUUAUUACUGUAUUUACAUUACAUGCACCACCUGGCGUUAUGUUUGUUCAAAAUAUUUUAUACCCUUGCAUUAAUUACUGUACACAAUGUUUCGGAAGUGAUAAUAUCUUUGUUAAAACAAAAUGCAUUCAAUUUCUUAAAGCUGUUUUUCAACAUGAAGAUAAAUAUAUUGCAACAGGAUACAUUCAAGCACUAGCUCCACGUCUUAUGGAAUUGUUAUACGUGGAUAUACCAAACAAUAUGUUGGAAUCUAAUUUGUUAAUGCUAUGUGAAGCAAUUAGUGCGAUUGAAUGCUUGGUUCAAUUGGCACAACCCAAACACAGAACUCAAAUGUUAGCAUUGCUUGUACCAUCCUUAAUCAAUUUUCUUAUAGACACAGAAUUGACAAAAUAUGACACUGCCAUAUCUAAAUCACGGUCUAAACUUCAUGAGUUUAGUUUACAAUGUUUAUUGAAAAUUGGGCCGGUUUAUCCACAGGAAUUCAAAAUAAUCAUGUCUCAAAACAAUAAAUUGAAAACAAAAUUAGAACAUACCAUUAAAACUACUAAAUCACAACAACAGUUUAACUCUGGUUGUCAUAUACCACAAAGUAUAACUAAGUCAAUCCAGCCUUCUAUCAAACUGAAAACAGAUUUCACUAACUUUAGUUAACAUUAAGCAUUUUAUCUAUAACAUAACGGUUAAAAAGUUUUAAAUAUUUAUUAUUUUUACUAGGACAUUGAUUUUAUGUAUCAGAGAAUUAUUAAUAGAAUAUAUGUAUUAAGUUACCGAUUCUAUGCUGGACUGAAAUCAUUGUUUAUUAAUUUUUUAUUUUGAAAAAAUUUUAAAUACAAAAAACAUAGUUAAAAA
Molecule: messenger RNA, 6648 nt
Organism: Metopolophium dirhodum (rose-grain aphid)
Lineage: Eukaryota; Metazoa; Arthropoda; Insecta; Hemiptera; Aphididae
Product: HEAT repeat-containing protein 5B
Exons: 36
Coding region: 313-6450 (2045 amino acids)
Biological process (GO): endocytosis; intracellular protein localization; retrograde transport, endosome to Golgi
Cellular component (GO): Golgi apparatus; endocytic vesicle; membrane
Source: RefSeq, a predicted model, not a curated record